GAGCCCUCGAAAUAAAUAAAUAAGUGCGGGUGGCUUUUGAACUGCCCACAGACUGUCACAGAGAGGGGGGGGUAGGGGGGGGGGAAGGGAGGGAAAGAGGGAGGGGGAGAGAGAGCGAGAAAUGCAGAGGCAGCAGCCGCGGUAGCGGCGGCAUUGCUCCAGCAGGCACCAGGCACUCCAGUGCCGGGCGGCGAGCGGGGGAGCCGCAGCGCUCGGAGCGGGGCGAGCGGGCACGGGGCCACCCGGGGUGCUCGGUGACACGGCCACACGCGGACACGAGAGGGGCACGGAGGAGAGGCACGCAAGAGCUCCAGAAUGGGAGGCAAACUGAGCAAGAAGAAGAAGGGGUACAGUGUCAAUGAUGAAAAAGCUAAAGACAAAGACAAGAAGGCUGAAGGAGCAGCAGCUGAGGAAGAGGAGACUCCAAAGGAGGCUGAGGAUGCCCAGCAAACCACAGAGACCACAGAAGUGAAGGAGAACAACAAGGAGGAGAAGGGUGAGAAGGAUUCUCAGGUCGCUGCCAAUAAGACAGAAGAAAAAGAAGGGGAGAAAGAGAAAACAGUGACCCAGGAAGAAACCCAGAAAGCAGAACCAGAGAAGUCAGAGGCUGUUGUUGAUGCGAAAGUAGAGCCACAGAAGAACAACGAACAGGCACCCAAGCAAGAGGAGCCAACUGCAGCCUCUGCUCCUGCUGCCAGUAGUGAAGCACCCAAAACCUCUGAGCCUAGCAGCGAUGCAAAAGUUUCUCAGCCUUCAGAAGCCACAGCUCCCAGCAAAGCAGAUGACAAGAGCAAAGAAGAAGGGGAAGCCAAAAAGACUGAGGCUCCCGCAACGCCUGCAGCCCAAGAAACUAAAAGCGAAGUGGCCCCAGCUUCAGACUCAAAACCUAGCAGCAGCGAGGCUGCACCUUCUUCCAAGGAGAGCGCGGCAGCCACAGCAGCACCUAGUUCCACUGCCAAGGCCUCGGACCCUGCAGCCCCACCAGAGGAAGCGAAACCUUCUGAAGCCCCAGCGACUAAUUCGGAUCAAACCAUAGCAGUGCAAGAUUAAAUUGGACAGCCUAUUGAAACAACCACUUAAAACAACCUGUGUCUUUUUUUUAUUUUUUCAGCUAUACUAACUUGUUUCAGAUCUGAAAUAACAAUAAGUAUUGCCCAGAAAGAAAAGGAAAAAAAAAUGAAAAGGAUGUCCCAUCAAGUUGGGAGGGAGGGAGGGGGGAGAAUCCAAAUAGUAUUUUUGUGGGGAAAUAUCUAAUAUACUUUCUGCCAACUUGACACAAGUCCUGCAUUAAAAAAAAAAAAAGUAAAAUAGAUGGAUGUCUGAAAGUACAGCACAUCUUUUGUAUCUGAACUGCUGUAAAUGCAUUCCACCAAUGUAUCAAAAUCUUCUUUUUGUUCUGUAAUGGGGUUUGGGAGUGAUGCGUUUGAUUCUGCCCACUGGGUUUGUGCCAAGGCAAUCAGAUCUUUAUGAAAGCAGUAUUUUCUGUGUUUUUUUUUUUUUUUAUUUUAUUUACAGCCUUUCUUAUUUUGAUAUUUUUUUAAUGCAGUGGAUGAAUGCCAACUUUCAGACAAAACCCACUUAGCUGUCCACAUAUUUCUCAAUGCCAAUCCUCCAAUUCUUCCUCUCCAAAUAUUUUUUGGGAGUAAAAAGCAUUCUCAUCCUACUUAGCCUACCUAGAUUUCUCAUGACGAGUUAAUGCAUGUCCGUGGUUGGGUGCACCUGUAGUUCUGUUUAUUGGUCAGUGGAAAUGAAAAAGUCUGCGUUCAUUGCAGUUCCAGUUUCUCUUCCAUUCUGUGUCACAGACACCAACACACACUCAUUGGAAAACAAAUGAAAAAACAAAAUGUACAAUGGAUGCAUUGAAAUUAUAUGUAAUUGUAUAAAUGGUGCAACAGUAAUAAAAGUUAAAUAAUUUAAAAAAUAUAAAA
Molecule: messenger RNA, 1928 nt
Organism: Cygnus atratus (black swan)
Lineage: Eukaryota; Metazoa; Chordata; Aves; Anseriformes; Anatidae
Gene: BASP1
Product: brain abundant membrane attached signal protein 1
Exons: 2
Coding region: 316-1050 (244 amino acids)
Biological process (GO): negative regulation of DNA-templated transcription
Cellular component (GO): cytoplasm; nucleus
Molecular function (GO): transcription cis-regulatory region binding; transcription corepressor activity
Source: RefSeq, a predicted model, not a curated record